This is a messenger RNA of Magnolia sinica, 978 nucleotides long. Its product is annotated as vacuolar-processing enzyme-like. The record is from RefSeq and is a predicted model, not a curated record. Gene Ontology annotation, biological process: vacuolar protein processing. Gene Ontology annotation, molecular function: cysteine-type endopeptidase activity. The transcript has 6 exons. NCBI's taxonomy places the organism in Eukaryota, Viridiplantae, Streptophyta, Magnoliopsida, Magnoliales, Magnoliaceae. Bases 2 to 952 code for a protein of 316 amino acids.
UAUGAACUUGUUAGGUAUGCCCACAUUUCCUUACCUUUAUGCAAAUGAUCUGGUAGACGUGUUGAAGAAAAAGCAUGCAUCUGGGUCUUAUAAGAGCCUGGUAUUUUAUCUUGAAGCUUGUGAAUCUGGGAGCAUAUUUGAGGGACUUCUUCCUGAAGGUUUAAAUAUCUAUGCAACCACUGCGUCGAAUGCCAUAGAGAGCAGUUGGGGAAGUUAUUGUCCUGGAGAGAUUCCCAGUCCUCCUCCAGAGUAUGAAGCCUGUCUGGGGGACUUGUACAGUGUUGCUUGGAUGGAAGACAGUGACAUGCAUAAUUUGCAAACUGUAACUCUGAAGCAGCAACAUAAUCGGGUUAAAACCAGGACAACAAACCAUAACACAUACAAUUUUAGCUCCCAUGUUAUGCAAUAUGGUGAUGUUGGGCUUAGCAAGGAGUAUGUCUUCUUGUAUAUUGGUACAAAUCCUGCUAAUGAUAACUUCAGUUACAUUGAUGAGAACACAUUGCCAGCAUUUUCGAGGUCUGUGAACCAAAGAGAUGCAGAUCUUCUUUAUUUCUGGAAUAAGUUCCGUAAAUCCCCUGAAGGCUCUCCUAGGAAACUCAAUGCUCAUAAGGAGUUGAUUGACGCAAUGGCUCAUCGUCUGCACAUAGACAACAGUAUCGAGCUCAUUGGGAAGCUUCUUUUUGGAUCCAAGAGGGGCCCAGAGGUGCUGAAGGCUGUCCGGCCCACUGGGCAACCUUUAGUAGAUGAUUGGGAUUGCCUCAAGACAAUGGUACGGACUUUUGAGACGCACUGUGGAUCUCUAUCACAAUAUGGCAUUAAACACAUGCGCUCAAUCUCGAACAUAUGCAAUGCAGGCGUUGGAAAGGAGAUGAUGGUAGAGGUGUCUUCGCAGGCAUGUGUCAUAAUCCCUGCAGGCCCUUACAGUUCACUUCACCGUGGAUUCAGUGCUUGACAUCCACCCUGGUCCGAAACCUUGAU